Messenger RNA from Dentiscutata erythropus, 204 nucleotides. Lineage: Eukaryota; Fungi; Glomeromycota; Glomeromycetes; Diversisporales; Gigasporaceae. The record is from the annotation of a GenBank genome assembly.
AUGGUCUGUGGAUUUCAGGCCAAUCCUUGUCAGCUACCGAGUUCCGUUGAAGUAGCUCGUAGCUCCCAUAUGUGGAUUGACUACGUAUGCUAUAUGCAAGUUAGAAGCAUACCGCUUCGCUUUUGUCUUCGGAUCGGGCAAACUCCUGAACCUAACGAAGGGAGCAUGCAGGCCUCUAGUGAUAGUGUUGGGCCUGGCGGAUUG